Molecule: messenger RNA, 2220 nt
Organism: Hevea brasiliensis (rubber tree)
Lineage: Eukaryota; Viridiplantae; Streptophyta; Magnoliopsida; Malpighiales; Euphorbiaceae
Exons: 12
Coding region: 304-1875 (523 amino acids)
Biological process (GO): peptidyl-serine phosphorylation; intracellular signal transduction
Molecular function (GO): protein serine/threonine kinase activity; ATP binding
Source: RefSeq, a predicted model, not a curated record
AUCAAUUAACAGUAAGCAAACAAGCAAACAAACAAACAAACAAACGGAAAAGGUCGCAGAUAAGACACCCUUUUCGAGCCGUAUAUAUAUAUAGAGGGGUACCUGCCAGUACGUUAACCUUCGAAAUUCUCCUCUCUCCUCGCUGUCUAUAUGUAUCGGUGUUUUUCUCAAACACUGCAUUCCCUAGAUCUCGCCUCGAAACUGUAACGCUGAAGCUUCGAAAACAAUCCAGCGAAAUGGCCUCUGAUUUAAGUUCUCUUUAGUUCUAUUGUCGUUUUGAGUUUGGUCUCACUUUGGAUCAAAAUGGAAGGCGGCAACGAUGGCACCGUGAGGCUAGGGGCUCUGAACUUGAGGACGGAUCGGAACGGUUUUGAAUCGGACCCGGAUGUGUCCGUUUCAUCGCCUGUGACGAGACAGAAAGCUGCUGCGGCGAAGCAGUUCAUAGAGAAUCACUAUAAGAACUACUUGCAAGGAUUGCAAGAUCGUAAAGAGAGACGUCAAGCACUUCAAAGAAGAGCACAGGAAGCUCGGGUAUCAAAUGAGGAACAAGAGGAGAUGCUGAGGAAUUUGGAACGCAGAGAAACCGAGUAUAUGAGGAUGCAACGACGUAAAACUGGAAUUGAUGACUUUGAGCAAUUAACUGUAAUCGGUAAAGGUGCAUUUGGUGAGGUCAGAUUAUGCCGAGCCAAAAGCACUGGAGAGAUUUUUGCCAUGAAGAAACUCAAGAAGUCCGAGAUGCUUAGCCGUGGGCAGGUUGAGCAUGUCCGAUCAGAGAGGAACUUACUUGCUGAGGUUGAUAGUCGAUGCAUUGUAAAACUUUUCUACUCCUUUCAAGAUUCUGAUUUCUUAUACCUUAUCAUGGAGUAUUUGCCUGGUGGAGACAUAAUGACGCUAUUGAUGAGAGAAGAUACUCUUUCUGAAGAUGUUGCACGCUUUUAUAUAGCAGAGAGUAUUCUAGCUAUACACUCAAUUCAUCAGCACAACUAUGUUCAUAGGGACAUAAAACCAGAUAACCUGAUACUGGACAAAAAUGGCCAUUUGAAGCUUUCAGAUUUUGGCCUAUGCAAGCCCCUGGAUGAUAAGUAUUCAACAAUUUUACUGGAAAAUGAAGAUAUUUCUACUCAAGAAGGUGCAAUAAACGUUGGAGGACACUUUGACCGACCUCCUUGGUCAAUGCCUAAAGAAAAAUUACAACAAUGGAAACGUAAUCGUCGUGCACUGGCUUAUUCUACUGUUGGAACUCUUGAUUAUAUGGCACCUGAAGUGUUGCUAAAGAAGGGAUAUGGAAUGGAGUGUGAUUGGUGGUCCCUGGGUGCAAUCAUGUAUGAGAUGCUUUUGGGCUAUCCUCCCUUCUGUUCUGAUGAUCCCAGAAUCACAUGCCGCAAGAUAAUAAAUUGGAAAACAUGCCUCAAAUUCCCUGAGGAACCAAAGAUAUCAAAUGAGGCCAGAGAUCUUAUUUGUCACUUGCUCUGUGAUGUUGAAACGAGGCUAGGGACCAGAGGAGUGGAUGAAUUAAAGGCACAUCCAUGGUUCAGAUGCAUUCAGUGGGAUAUGUUGUACGAAAUGGAAGCUGCAUAUAAGCCUCUAGUCAAUGGAGAUUUGGACACUCAGAAUUUUGAGAAAUUUCCUGAUUUGGAAGGUCCACCAUCCACAAUACCAAGGGUGGGACCGUGGAGGAAGAUGUUGACAUCAAAAGAUACCAAUUUCAUAGGAUUUACUUUUAAGAAAUCUGACGUCCUUAACUCACUAGAAAGUUCAGGUGCAGAUGUGAAAUCAAAUGUAUCUUCAAAGGCUCCAUCUUUAAUUUCCUUAUUAGGCCAGAUUGACCUGCAAGAAACUGUGGAACCAGAAGGGGAUCAGACGCUGGAAAUUUAAUUUCCAACCAUUAUGUUUUGAUUUGAUUGCAGUAGGUUUUCCAAGUUUAUUCACAAGUAAAAUCUGAAAAAGGAAGAACUAUACGAGACAUAAUUGGCGAGAGGUGUUGUGCAUACAUGAAUAAGGACAUCAGCUCUAGAGUUGAUGUGAUGUUGGGUUCUAUUAUUUUUUUUUUUCUUGCACAAAAUAUGCUCUGAUACUGUAAAGCCGGUAAAUAGUCCAUCUGAACUGGAACACGAUUUUUUUGUGAGCUUGUUUUUCCCAUAUCUAUGUCAAAGUCGGGCAUUGUUAAUACAAUUUUGUACAUUAAAACAGACCUUAAUUCACUGAGAUUAGUUGAACUUA